Messenger RNA from Polyodon spathula (Mississippi paddlefish), 978 nucleotides. Its product is annotated as chromatin target of PRMT1 protein-like. Bases 237 to 581 code for a protein of 114 amino acids. The record is from RefSeq and is a predicted model, not a curated record. The transcript is spliced from 2 exons. NCBI's taxonomy places the organism in Eukaryota, Metazoa, Chordata, Actinopteri, Acipenseriformes, Polyodontidae.
GCAUGUAAAAUAGUUUAAAGGUUUUUGGAAUUGUUAAAUAUUCUUCCUGAAGCUGGCGGUUUUAACUUAAGCUCUGCUGACCAAAGGUGAUUUUAAUAGUAUUGCACCACAAUCUCUCUCAAGGGUGGCGUGUAGCAGCGUUUGCACGUUGGCUGUAAGGAGAGCGGUAUUAUUUGUUUGCGUGGUGCUGUCGUGUGACUCUCUCCCCCUCCUCUCUCGCUCUCCCAGGUGCAGCGAUGAUGCGUGGCCGUGGCGGGGUCCCCAGGCUGGCUCUGAGAAGGGGGCUGCGGCAGCGCGGGGGGGUGAUGGGCCGCGGGGCGCCUCUAAUGGGCCGGGGGGCCGUGGGGCUGGGCCGAGGAGGACUGGGAGGCAGAGGUCGUGGAGGAAUGGGGCUCCGGGGUCGCGGCGGGUUCGUUGGGCGCGGCAGGGGUCGCGGGCGCGGGAGGGCGGUGGGGCACCCCAACGUCACCAGAGAACAGCUGGACAAUCAGCUGGACGCCUACAUGUCCAAAACCAAGGGACACCUGGAUGCAGAGCUGGACGCUUACAUGGCACAGGCAGAAGCAGACGGCAACGAAUAACAAUGACCCAGACACUGGAACCCAACUGGAAAUAACCUGCUCUCUGUCACACACACACACACACACACACACACACACGCUCUCGCCCUCUCACUUGCAUACAGACCCGUCACACAGCUGGGGUGAAGAGAACAACAAAUACGGAGGGACUGGAUUGUUUCUGGGUAAACGAAUGUACUGCCACUUGAAUUUUUGGGCAUGAUAACUUGGGUGACUGUGUUUUGUUUAAAUAGCGCCACACACACGCACUGUUUUGUGAGUUCUGGAAUAUCUCCCUCCCACUCUCCCUAAAUUGAACUGAUGGUUUUAAAAUGUUGCAGACCCUCCUUUUGGAUAUUAUGCCUGUUCUGUGUGGGUUUUUUUUUUUUUUUUUUUUUUAUAUAUAAAAUGUUUUGUU